Messenger RNA from Exophiala dermatitidis NIH/UT8656, 2955 nucleotides. RefSeq lists its product as uncharacterized. Gene Ontology annotation, molecular function: protein binding. The coding region runs from base 693 to 2084 and encodes 463 amino acids. Lineage: Eukaryota; Fungi; Ascomycota; Eurotiomycetes; Chaetothyriales; Herpotrichiellaceae. The transcript has a single exon. The record is from RefSeq and is a predicted model, not a curated record.
UUCAAGUUCGUAGACCACUUGUAACAGACAGCUUCCGCUUCACUUCUGCUGUGUUGCGGAAUGCCUUGCCUGCUGAUUAAUGACCCCCAAACUUGAAGGUGCCGGCCAGGUCUGUGUGCCACCACUGCAGCCAGUGGCACUGGCAGUCGAAGGUGAACUCGUGACCUGCCCGUUUGCUGUCUUUCUCUCCAUCUGCUGCCACUGCCAGUAGUGACCGCAACUGACUGCGAUUGACUGCGCUGCGCCCAUUAUCCUUGAGCUGCUUGAUCCCGACCACAGCCUGAGCUACAGUUCGUCUGCCUUUGUGCCUGGCUCCUUUGCUGCCGCUUGUAUCUCUCACCCUGCAUCUCCCAUCAAAGACUUGCCAUAUUCCGACGAAAAUCAUCUCUCGUUUAUAAGGGGAGCCACCUGCUGACUUUGAAGCUCCUCUCCUCCCACUUACCCAUCCACAAUCCUGUUCGCAUGGCUUGAGCCGCCACUUCUCUGUUCGCUUCUCUCGCCUGGGAGCCUCAAGGCUCACUAGCUAUCUCGACGUGCGUUGACGAAGCUCUCAGUCCGUAGACCGUGGGUCUGCGAAGCUCAGUGCUCCUCUCACCGCUCCCUUCAACCUCCGACCCACCAAGUUACAGAAACCCAACAGCCUUUACUCUCUGCCGUGUAACUCCGAUUCGUCAUCAGUACACAACGUCAAAAUGGAAGAGUGCCCUGACGAGGUGCUCCUGAAGGUCUGCGACCUCCUGGACUUCAAGAGUGUAGCAAGUCUACGACGAGUUAACAAACAUCUGGCCGAAGUCGGGGCGGAGGCAUUGGUCAAGAGAGUGCGGUUCCACUGCAGUCAAGUCUCGCUCGAACGUCUUGCUGCCAUCGCCCAACAUGAUGUUUUCAACAAGUACGUGGAUACUAUUGUGUUUGAAGGGAAUAUCCUGGCAAACGUUGGCUGCAUUCACACCUACUCGGCCCAUUACGAGCUUGAACACCACAAAAAUGAGAGACCGCAAUCCCCCGGGAAGAACGCUACUGCUCGAGAGAGGAGACUGUAUGAGCGGAACGUGGCCAAAUUCAACCGCGACAUCAUUGCCAAAUAUGACCGAUACCGCGACUUCUACGAGCGACAACAGGGAUUGCUCAAGUCAAGUGCCUACAGUGAUUUCAUCUCCCCUAGUAUUCCUCGCUUCCCACGGUUGAACAAGCUUGUCUUGUCUACAGUUGGUCGGUGCAAGCACGUGCUUUCGAAGCGAUUUCUUGAAACCUUUGCCGUCGACUGUGCAAUGCCCAUCGAAACCGACACCAGAUACACCAAAGAUCAACUCAAACACCUCCUUUUCCCUCAAGGCUGCCCUCUGACCACGCUUCAUUCAUUAGAAGUGCACGUCAUCAGCCCCAAGUUCUUCACUGGAUUCAUGCCGCGAGAUUCGAUUUGCGAGGCCUUCAAGAACCUCAAAAUCAUUGACCUCAAUUUUCGGCUCGAAAAAGAUGACCGCCACGACCUGGACGUCUCCUCAGCCGAGCGCUGCUAUGGAGAACUCGGCAAGGGGUCCCUUCGGGAAGCCCUCGCCGGUGCCCGGGAUCUUCAAGAAUUGACCAUUAACUUUGACGACUUCGGCUUCUUUGGAGCGUGUGUCAACAUGGAGCACAUCUUGGGCGACCAUACGUGGCCCUCGCUCAAGGUGCUGGACGUCGAUUGCAUGUCGACUACAGAGGACUAUCUACUCAACAUGUUGAAAAGACAAACCGAACUCGAGAGGUUUAGGUUGGGCUUUAUGACCCUUGAUGAUGGGCGGUGGCCUACGGCAACCUUGCGGAUGCGACGAGAUUUACACCUCGUCGAGUUUUCGAGUCACGGUCUUUUGGAGGAUUCCGAGCAAAUGUACCCCAUGCACUACAUCGACGGAGACGCCUACAUGGACGAUUUCCACGAGUUCAGUUUGGCCGCCGCUCUUGACCUCUACGUCACCGAUGUCCACGAUGAAGACGAUCAGUAUCAUCCACUGGAAGAUACCCAGUUUGAGGAUCCGGAGGAGCUCCGUGAAAGAUAUGGCCCGUUCAGCGAUGACGACUUCUCCGACAUGGAUUGCAGCGACUGAUUAGAGAACAGAAUCACAGCAACUGUACUAACCCCGGCGGAUAAUGUAUUCUAUGACUUGACGACUUUUCUCCAUCAUCCAAAUAUUUUGUACAGUACUAGGAGCGACAGCCUGCACUUUAUGAGCGACGGACUACAACAGAUACCCCUUGUGAGCUUGAUCGAUCUUUUACGGUUUCGGAUGUUUUCUUUUUUUUUUUUUCAAAUGGAGUUUCGGGGAUUGUUAAUCAGAGGUUAAAAGGCGACUGUGGAGGGAGGGAGCUUCUUUUCGGGAGUCAGCCGGGCAGCAGACACUGAGCUUGUUUGUGUGGAGGUCUUGUUCUAUGACAGGCGAAGCACCUGUAAAUAGAAAAGCGAUUCAUUCUCUAGAACCAUUGUCCAAUGCUAGUUUUUGCAAGGUCCUUCCUUUUUUAAGGGGUCAAGGUUUCCAAUGUCCUAUGAGAAGACCUUUGCAUAUCGGAAGGAAUAAGGUGUGCCUUGCUGUGGGUGAUUUGCGAUAUGCCCUUUGUUCCAGUCGCCUUCGGGUAGUGGUGGCAGCUGCGGGAUGUUCAUACGAUCCCAUGUCAUGUUUUCGGGAUUCGCCUGCCAUGGCGCGAAUGCUUGCAUAUCUCAGCGACCCUGCACUUGCCACCAUUUUGUUGCUCUUUCCAAGCUGCGUGAAAUGCUAGCAGCAUCGGGAAAGCGCUGUCAUUUCAGUCCCAUGUUGUUCGGGCCAACGCCGUUUAUCAUGUCUGUCUGGUGAGAGUUGUGUAUAUUGCAACACAUAAUAUGGUCACGUCUUUGCGCAUUCAGUAUCGGUCAAUCACCAUUCAGUAUCCCAAGCUCCGAUCUCAACAUCGACAACCACUCCUUUACCAAAAAGUCACUUGCAC